This is a messenger RNA of Rhopalosiphum maidis (corn leaf aphid), 2460 nucleotides long. Its product is annotated as protein argonaute-2-like. NCBI's taxonomy places the organism in Eukaryota, Metazoa, Arthropoda, Insecta, Hemiptera, Aphididae. The record is from RefSeq and is a predicted model, not a curated record. Bases 16 to 2460 code for a protein of 814 amino acids. Gene Ontology annotation, molecular function: RNA binding; protein binding. The transcript is spliced from 17 exons.
CAUUUUAAAAUAUCAAUGCCACAAGGUUUUUUACACCAUUAUGGAAUUGAAAUUAAACCAGAUUUAUGUUCACGAGUGCUCAAUCGUGAAAUUAUUCAAAGUAUGGUAUCGGCAUUUAAAGACAUUUUUGGUUGUCUUCGACCAGUAUUUGAUGGUCGGAAAAACUUGUACACAAGGGAUCCACUGCCUAUCAGUGAAAAUGAAAUAGAAUUAGAAGUUACACUGGCAACGGGAGGAAAUUGUAGAAUAUUCCAUGUCCGUGUCAUGUGGUUAGACAAAAUUUCAUUUUUUGCGUUGGAAGAAGCACUAGAAGGCCACACAAGACAGAUACCAUACAACACAAUUUUGGCAUUGGAAGUAGUCAUGAAACAUCUUCCAUCAAUGACUUACACAUCUGUUGGCCGAUCAUUUUUUUCUCCUCCUGAUGGAAAUAGCCAUUUAUUAGGUGAUGAUAAAGAAGUUUGGCAUGGUUUUUACCAGUCUGUCAAACCAUCUCAAUGGAAAAUGAUGCUUAAUAUUGAUGUGUCAGCAUCACCUUUUUACAAAGCACAACCCGUGUUAGAUUUCAUGUUUAAAAUAUUGAAUAUAAGUGGUAUUAGGAGUCAACGACAAACAUUAUCAGUUGCACAAAGAAUUAAAUUUGCAAAUGAAAUUAAAGGUCUUAAAGUAGAGGUUACACAUUGUGGAGAAAUUCGAAGAAAAUAUAGAGUUAUUGAUGUUACCAGAAAAUCAGCUCAAUUUCAAACUUUUCCAUUGCAAUUGGAAAAUGAUCUGACGGUAGAAUGCACAGUAGCUAAAUAUUUCUUAGAAAGAUACAAGAGGAAACUAUUUUAUUCACAUUUGCCAUGUCUUCAAGUCGGAGAUGAACAUAAACAAACAUAUCUUCCUAUUGAGGUCUGUAACUUGUUUGCGGGUCAAAGAUGUUUCAAAAAAUUAACCGAAUCAGAAACAUCAUCUAUGAUUAAGGAGACUUUACGAUAUGCUCCUGAUUGUGAGCAACAGAUUAAUUCUUUAAUUCGUCAAGCUAAUAUGAAUAACAAUUCAUAUUUACAAGAAUUUGGUCUUACUGUAUCAAAUAGCAUGACGGAAGUACGUGGUCGUGUUUUACCACCACCAAAGUUGCAAUACGGUGAAGGAACUCUACCUAUUCAGGAAAAAUCAAAGGUCAUGCAGCAAGUAUUGCCCGAACAUGGAGUUUGGGAUAUGAAAGGCAAAAAGUUCUUUAUAGGUAUUAAAAUUAGUGUUUGGGCAAUAGCUUGUUUCACGCCCAGGAAUGUUCUUCUCGAGGAUGUGCUAAGACUAUUUAUAACACGACUCCGACGGAUAAGUAUCGAUGCUGGCAUGCCAAUAGUUGAUCAACCAUGUUUUUGUAAUUAUGCCACAAGGCUUGACCAAGUAGAACCUAUGUUCAAUUAUUUAAAAUCAACAUUCAUUGGAUUACAACUCAUAGUUAUUAUUUUACCAGGAAAAACUCCAGUAUAUGCUGAAGUCAAAAGAGUUGGAGACAGUGUUCUAGGAAUACCUACACAAUGUGUUGAAGCAAGAACUGUUCAUAAACCAUCUACUCCAAUAUUGUCCAACUUGUGUUUAAAAAUGAAUGUAAAAUUAGGUGGUAUCAACAAUAUUCUUGUACCAAGUAUCCGACCUAAAGUAUUCAAUGAACCUCUAUUAGUAUUGGGUGCAUAUGUGAGUCGCCCAUCUAUAGGUGACAUUAGCAAAUCAUCUUUUGCAGCAGUAGUUGGAUCUAUGGAUGCUCAUCCCAUUCGUUAUGCUUCUGCUAUACGUCAUCAACCAAACGGACAAGAAAAAAUUCAAGAGCUAUGUUCUAUGGUCAAAGAACAUCUAAUCGCGUUUUAUAAGUGUACUGGAGGUUUUAAACCACAUAGAAUAAUAUUAUACCGUGAUGGAGUAUCCAAAGGACAGUUUUCUCAUGUCUUAUUACACGAACUUACAGCUAUUCGAGAGGCAUGUAUGAAGUUAGAAAGUGAUUACAAACCAGGAAUCACUUAUAUUAUUGUUCAAAAACAUCAUCACACUAAACUGUUUUCUGCCAAUAAAAAAGAACAAUUUGGAAAAUCUGGAAAUAUUCCAGCUGGUACAGUAGUUGAUGUUGGAAUAACACAUCCUACAGAAUUUGAUUUUUAUUUAUGUAGUCAUCAAGGAAUUCAUGGAACAAGUCGGCCAAGCCACUAUCAUGUUUUAUGGGACGACAACCAUUUCGAGUCAGAUGAAUUGCAAAGCUUAACAUACCAAUUAUGUUAUACUUAUGUCAGAUGUACACGUUCUGUAUCUAUACCGGCUCCUGUUUAUUAUGCUCACUUAAUUAUAUCUAGGAUUAAACGUCAAAUCAUCGAUGAUGAAUAUGACAAUGUUGAAGGAUCGCAUGAAUCUGGCCAUAGUGAAGAUCAAACAUCAAACGUAAUGAAACAUGCUAACGCAAAUCUUACAUUGAAUCUUUAA